AUGGGAGAUGGAGAACUCUCUACGCGAACUUUGCGAGAGAAUAGAGAUGGAGAAAUCUCUGGGCGAACUGGGCAAGACAUCGAAGAUGGAGAAAUCUCUAGCGAAAAACUGGUCGAUUUGACGAAAUCAAUGUCGGAGCAGCUUCGCUCACUACAACGCAGUCGACCUGAAACGGCGGCGAUUCCAAAUUCCACGGUGGAUAAGGCCGUUAAUCCUUACCCAAGCUUGCCCAGAAAUCAUGCAUCAAUGAUAGUAGAUCCAGAGGUAGCUAUUAGAUCUGUAUAUUUAUUUGUGUGUUUUGGGAGCGAAGAAUUAACUAAUGCAAUCUAUGAAGUGAAGUUCAAACACGGAGGAGUCGCUAGUGAACCCCUGGUUGUUGAAUUAGUUAACAGGUUCUGUGAGGGUGAGAAGAAUGAGAAUGUUGGCAUGCGGGGGGCUGUACGGAUUUUCCACCUCUCCAAUUUAUACGUCCCUACAAAGGAUGGUGGAUAUAUUAUUGACACAAAGACUAUGUCAAGAUCUUCAUCUUUUCCUCCUACCCUAGGCUAUAAAUCAGUUCCUAUUUUUGUGUCUGCAUAUGACAAGCUGUAUUGUCUUGCAAGUCCAUUUUCCAUCUCACCAAUUCUGGAGCCCUCCUUCGAGAGAUUUGAUCCUGAUACGAACAUGUGGGAGAAAAUGCCGCCAUAUCCAUUUUAUAAUGAUUAUGAAAUCCGCAUGAAUAUAACUGGUUAUGCUGUUUGUUAUGGCGUUAUUUUGUUUUCAUUGUGUAACAUAAGAGAAAAUAAUUUCGAUGUCGUUGCAUUUCACGUGGGUAGAAAACAAUGGAAGCCAGUGGAAGUUGAUGAUUCUGUGUAUAAUGCUCCUUUCCAAGGAAGGGCUGUGGUUGUAGGCAAAACUAUAUAUUCCUUACAUCAGGGGGAAGUUAUAGCAUUCUCCUUGGGGCUGGACAAAGAUGAUAACGGUGGUGUUGUAUAUAACCUAAACCAACUGUUUGUAUUGCAAGGCCUGGAGGUUGCGGAUCCACUGUUCGCAUUUGACAUGUGUUGGAGUGAGUAUUUGGUUCAUUUGGGGAACAAUGACUUUUUCCAUGUCAAGACUGAAUGUGGCAAUGACACGGUUCCAUAUCUUCGUAUCACCACGUUUCAAAUUGUUGUUGGAGAAGGAGGAAGACAUAUGAUCAAGACCAUACAUUCAAAUGUUCAUUCUUUGGAUUUAGAGGACGUUGAAUGGUUCAAUCUUCUUUUCUGCUUCACGGUUGAGUGCAAAGAUUAUGAACCUACAGAAGAGGAGAGCGUGACUAGUAUGAAUCAGCCAAAACAAGUAGAAACCAGCCUGGAUGAUAAUUGUUCUGUGGUGAAACAGAGGAGAAUGGCAAAGAAAGAAGCUAGGCGUGGAAUAGCUGCCAGGAAAAUGAUAAGAAAUUUUGAAACAGGAAGAUGGGAGGUUGGCUGCCGGGCAUCGUGA
This is a messenger RNA of Prunus armeniaca (apricot), 1464 nucleotides long. Lineage: Eukaryota; Viridiplantae; Streptophyta; Magnoliopsida; Rosales; Rosaceae. The record is from the annotation of a GenBank genome assembly.